GUGCCAUUCGAGUUUCGCGCAUGCCCGGACGUGGUUUCUUCAACAUCCGGGGAGUGAGGGGCGGAGCCUUCUGCUGCAGUGGACCAAGAACCGUUAGCCCGAGCCGGACAGGUGAACUUGUUUCUGCGCAAUUUCUGGCCCUGACCGCGGUGGUGGUGCCGAAGAAACCCCGGCAGCAGGAUGGUGACCCCUCUGCCCCCAUCUUCCCUGCGGCUCCUCAUCCCUCCAAUCCGCGUGCUCGCAGCAGCCAUGUGGCAGUUGGCCCAACAGCAGAGAGUGGAGCAUUAUGGGAAGCUGGAGGACUUUGUCUCACUGGUAACUGAGGCAGUCCCACACCUGUUGACAGACAGGCAGAGAAGUCUGCUGCUGCUGGCUCUGAGGGCCAAGGUGGCCCUCUUCAAUCCCACUGAUGUUCAUCAUCACCUAAAGAGAGUCCAGGCUGUUUUCCAGGCUACGGAGGAUACUGAUGUGAAGCAAUGGUGCACCUCUCUAUCUUCACUCGUCCGCAGAAUGACGCAGGUGUCAGAUGACAUACAGCGCCUCCUGCAGGAGGUGUUCGACCAGAGCUUUGACUCCGCCCUCUUGUCGCUUGUGUCGGACUUCCUGUCCAGGAUGGAGCAGCUGUUUCCUGUCCCUGACUUCAAGCAGGCUGCCUCCUGGCUCGAGGGCACCCCUGCUGGUCUGGAGGCCUACGUGCAGGAGGGAGACGAACAGGAUCUGACAGAGCUGCUGAGUCACCCCAGCUGCCGCCUGGGAAAUGUCACGACUACAGUGGGUUCAUCGUCCGAGGAGAUCUUUCUCUCUGCCUGGUCCCACCCACUCGUUCACAAACUAACCAAUCCUGACCUUCCUCCCUGUGAAGUCCAGCCAAGCGCCGACGUACAGGACUUAGACGUAGAGCUGGUGAAGGUGGAGGUGGGGAUGACAAUGGAUGAAGAGCAGGAGCAUCUAGAAGAGAUUGUAAUUGGCCCUUCUUCAGCGGACAAUGAGGAAUCCAAUCAGAGAUCAGCGGCCGACAGUAUUGAGAGUUCUUUGAGCCGGUGUAAGGACUCGCCUGGAAACACCAGCAUUCAGCCAGAGGACACAGCUUUUGCCUGUUCCACAGGCGGCGAUGUGGAUCACUCCGGCUCUAAUGCGCUGCAGAGCAUCUCCCACAAUUCUCAGCGUGUGGCUCACAAGUGUCCUCAGUGUGCGAAGUGUUUCAUCUACCGCUCUCAGGUGAUCCGGCACCUGCGCAGCAACAGGUCCUGCAGCGCGGCGCUGUCGUCUCCCAACGCCGCCAAGGAGCCCCGUCCCGUGGAGCCCCGCCCAGUCAGGGCGUACACCUGCUUCCAGUGCAGCCUCGUCUUUAAAGCCAAAGCCGAGCUGCUGUCGCACCAGCGCAGCCACCGGGCGCGUCCUUUCUACCGCUGUGAGCACUGUGACAAGGCUUUCCACCACCUGUCCAGCCUGACCAACCACAAACAGAUCCACCUGGACCAGAGCCGCUUCGCCUGCAGCCAGUGCAACAAGGUUUUCGAGUCGGCAGAGCGACGGGACGCCCACCUGACACAGCACGAGCUGCCUAAACUCAACUGCUCGGUGUGUAAGCAGACCUUCGUCUCGCAAGCACUGCUGCUGCGCCAUCUGCAGACGCACUCAGCCGAGGGCGCCGUGCUGCGCUACAACUGCCUUUUCUGCGACCAGAGCUUCUCAGGCGUCACGCUGCUUCGUAUUCACCAGCGCUCGCACACGCCGCGCACGUACCGCUGCGACCAAUGCAACAAGUCCUACGCCUCUCUGACGAUCCUGCAGGCCCACCAGCUGACCCACAGGGCCUCGGCCCGCUACCUGUGUCCGCAGUGCGGCAAGAGCUUCAAGACCCGCCACGGCCUCGAGUGCCACCUGCGCACGCACAGCGGCGAGCGGCCCUACUGCUGCCCCUACUGCCCCAAAGACUUCACCGCCAUCGCUGGCCUGAACGUGCACAUGCGCCGGCACACGGGGGAGCGGCCGUACGUGUGCACGGUGUGUGGCAAAGGUUGGCCGUCCGGCGGCGACCUUCAAAAGCACAUGAGGAGCCACACGGGCGAGCGGCCGUACGUCUGCCAAUACUGUGGAAAGGGCUUCUCCAUGUCCUGCCACCUGACGGAGCACCGCAGGAUCCACACCGGGGAGAAACCGUACUCGUGCCCGGACUGCGGCAAGUGUCUGCGGCGGAAGUUUGACCUGAACAAGCAUUUGCUGUCCCACAGCAACGUCCGGCCUCACACCUGCCCCCUCUGUCCCAAGAGCUACACCCGCAAGACCCACCUGAGCAGACACCUGCUGACGCACAGGCCCGCCGAGGCCGGCCGGCACGUUCAGGAAGAGUCGAGUGACAUUUAAACGGACAGUCUGUUUUCCAAUGCAGGAAGAGCAGUGAGGCCGCAAAGGUUGGAUAGAGGCUGAGUUCUAAGCCAAAGAUGGAGAAGUUUGUUUUCACCUUCCUGCUGAGUAGAAUAAAGUGAAGACAAAGAUACAAGCAGUGUUAAAUC
Molecule: messenger RNA, 2516 nt
Organism: Oryzias latipes (Japanese medaka)
Lineage: Eukaryota; Metazoa; Chordata; Actinopteri; Beloniformes; Adrianichthyidae
Biological process (GO): regulation of transcription by RNA polymerase II
Cellular component (GO): nucleus
Molecular function (GO): RNA polymerase II cis-regulatory region sequence-specific DNA binding; DNA-binding transcription activator activity, RNA polymerase II-specific
Source: RefSeq, a predicted model, not a curated record